Molecule: messenger RNA, 1537 nt
Organism: Athalia rosae (coleseed sawfly)
Lineage: Eukaryota; Metazoa; Arthropoda; Insecta; Hymenoptera; Athaliidae
Exons: 6
Coding region: 215-1441 (408 amino acids)
Source: RefSeq, a predicted model, not a curated record
UGUUGUAGCAUACUUGACACACUUAAUCUAGGAUACCGCACUCGCGGUACCACUCCGCGACACGUUUGUAUGUCGAUUCGUUAUUACAGCCUUGGCAGUAACAACACAACUUAUAAUUAACUACGUGUGCAAAGCUCGAGUUCAGUGAGGCUCUGCAGUUAUUUGUUCCGCUUGAUAUUUCCGUUUAGGUGCACGUUGUGAGAACUGAAUCAUCAUGGCAACGGACAUCGAAGACUGGCUCAAUGCACCUUAUCUGCAAAAACUCUUGAGAGAUGUCGAGAAGGACGAGACUGUAGAGGUGUCCGAAAUAGUUAUAAAAGGGGCUACCGCAAAAGGGGACAACUAUGCGAGUGACAUGUUUCGCGUAACUGUGGAUAUCUCACGUAUUCGGAAUGGCGCGAAAAUUAAUGAAAAAGAAUCCUUCAUGGUCAAAGUCGCUCCCGUGGAUCAACGAGCGGCAGUGAUAUCAGCGGUAGGGAUAUUUGUUACGGAAUUAUCGCUGAUACAAACACUGUUACCAAAGAUGAACAAAAUCAUUGGAAAUGUUUGCCCUGGAAGAAGGUUGAGCGCGCGGUGCCUUCGCGUUCAAUUCGAGAGUCCAACUCACGCGAUAAUGGAAGAUCUGUCAACCAUUGGAUUUCGGAUGGCCGAUCGUCACUCGGGACUCGAUCUCGAACACUGUUUAGUGGCGAUCCGAAAUCUCGGACGUUUUCACGCAACGUCGGUUGCCCUCGUAGAAGAGGAACCAGAUAUACUGGCGAAUUAUACAAAAGGGAUGUAUCACAAGGACCAACAUCCGAUGAUGACCGAGUUCUUUGCAACGAGUUUGAAAGGCUUCGCAAAGGAGGCGGCGAGAUGGUCCGAGUUAUCUCCACGAACCAUUGAGAAACUGAAAAAACUGCCCGAAGUUCUCUACAAUAAAGCAAGCGUCUCAUGCGAAUAUAGCGAGGAUGACUUCACCGUCCUCAAUCACGGAGACUGCUGGGUGAACAAUAUGCUGUUUCGCUACGACGAACACCAAAAACCUAUCGAACACAUUUUCGUGGAUUUUCAAUUGUCUCAUCGUGGCUCGCCAGCCGAAGACCUUCACUACUUCUUCGGUACGAGUCCCAGUGACGAUGUAAGAAUUUAUCACCGCGAUUUACUAUUACGUGAAUAUCAUACUUCGCUGACCAGUACGAUGGUUCAACUGAAUUGCAAAACGGAAAUUCCGAGUUUCAAACAACUUACCGAACACAUGAAAAAGCGCGAAAUUUGCGAGGUAAUUGCCACCAUGACGGUAUUGCCAAUGGCGGUACUCGAAAAGGGGGAAGAAAUAGAUAUCGCAGAAAUGCUGGAUAGCGAUGGAACCUACGAAAAUCCAUCGUAUCGUGGUAAAACCUACAGGAGAAUCAUGACAAGGCUUCUGCCACUGUACGACAGCCAUGGCCUUCUAGAUUGAUAUACUCAAUGUAACACGACUCAACGUACUGUCGGAGAUUACUUUAUCUUAUAGAACCAAUAACCAGAACAAAUAAAGAUCUGCCGUUUAUUAUCA